UGGUAGUUAAACGCUACUGAAAGAACAAGCAGGAAUUCUCUGUGCUGCAGAGCGGCUGGGAUAUAAACCAGACUGUAGAAGUAGAUGUAUGAAGGAGCAGAAACACUGCUGUCUAUGGACUAAAUUUCAGCCACUGUUCAGUGAGAAAGUGAGGAGAAUCUUUUGGGCAUCAUGGACGAUGACUUUGACCGCCGCAUGGAGCUGAGGAGGCAGAGGAGAGAGCAGAUGCGUCUCGAUACUGAAAAGGGGGGUUGCACCAACGAUGAUGAUGAGGAGGAAGCGCGGGAGCAAAGGAGACGUGCGAGAGAGGAGAGGAAGAAGAUGAGGGACUCUGAGGAGUCUGGUACUACUGAUGCUGUCAACAGUAACAGUGUUGAAGAGACCGAAUCCUUCUCCACCACCACUGACACCACCAGUGCUGGAGGUGCAGAUGAUGACCAGGCUUUGCUGGAGCGCCUGGCCAAGAGGGAGGAGCGCAGGCAGAAGAGAAUGAAGGAGGCGAUGGAGAGACAGAAGGAGUUAGACCCCAACAUCGACACCGCUGAAGGCACAGAUGGCACAUUGGAAGAGGCGUCCUCCAUAAGCAACAGCAGCAGUCAGCAGCGUACAGAGGAGGAGGAAGAGAAGGAGGAGGAGCGGGAGCAGGUGGCAGAGGCGGAUAUGAACUCCUGGAAGAAAGAGGAAGAAGAUGAGAAGGAAGAAGAGAAGGAAUCUGUUGAAGACUCAGGAUCAUCAGCCACAAGAAAUAAGGAGGAGAUUGAAGAGGUUGAUCAAGGAAAAGAAGAGGAAGCCGUUCCCGAUGUUGACAAUGAGCAAGAAGAAAGAAAGAGGAAAGAAGAGGAGGAAAGACAGCAAAAAGAAAUGGAAGAAAAGCUAAGGAUAGAAGAGAAGGAGAGGCAACAAAGGGAAAUGGAGGAAAAGCUGAAGAGAGAGGAAGAAGAGAGGCAGCAAAAGGAGGAAGAGGAGAUGAAGAAGAGGAAAAAAGAGGAGGAGGAAAAGCUAAAAAGAUUUGGUUUUAAGGAAAAGAAUGAACCAGCAAAACAGAACGGAGCCUUCAUUGAGAACAAGCUCAAGAAAACGUCAAGGGACAAUGCUCCCUCCACGAAGGCAGACGACGUGGAGCGAAAGGAGGCUGAACAUAAGCUCCAGGAGCUGAAGCGCCGGCGAAACGACGCAGAGAGCGAAGAGUUUGAGAAGAUGAAGCAGAAGCAGCAGGGCGCAGAAGCCGAGCUGGAGGAGCUGAAGAAGAAGAGAGAGGACAGGAGGAAGAUCCUGGAGGAGGAGGAGAAGCAGAGGAAACAGGAGCUGGAGGACAAGAAAGCCAAAGAACAGGAGGAGAGGAAGAGGAUGAAGGAGGAGAUAGAGAAGAGGAGGGCAGAGGCUGCAGAGAAGAAGAAACAGAAAGAGGAGGACUCCACAAAACCUGCCUUUGCUAUCAGUCCCAAAGGUUCCUCCAAGAUCGGAGAGAAGGCAGAAUUCUUGAGCAAAUCUGCCCAGAAAAGCACUGCAGCAAGAGUGUCACACACUCCACUUGUCUCCAAGAUAGGCAACAGACUGGACCAGUACACUUCUGCACUCCAGGGUAACAAAGAAGCCAAAUCCCCCAAGUCUCCUCUGGCAGAUAUUCCUACAGGAGGCACACGCAGCAUCAAGAGCAUGUGGGAGAAAGGCAACGUCGGAGGCUCCUCUGAAAGUCCAGCCCCUGCCAACAAGGAUGUAGCUGGUAUCAGAGGAGGCGUGGCUGGACGUGUCAACAGCUGGAUGGCAAAGCCUGCAGAGCCAGAGAAGACGACACCUGCACCUGAAGCAGCAGCAGCAUCACCCGCAGCAGCAGCAGCAAAGCCGGCAGAAGUGAAACCAGGCGACGUUGGUAACAAGCGCGGCAUGUGGGAAACCAAGAAAAGCUCUGCACCUGCCAAGGUGGCAGUUGUAGGAAAGGGCAAGUUUGUCACAAAUGCAGGUGUAAGACCGUAACCAGUGACCCCCCCUCCCCAUAUCAAUGAAACCUGACCAAACACAAGGCUACUCUGCUCCUGUAUGUGCUUCCAUUCCCCUUCAACACGUCUGUAUUUUGAGUUCACAUCCGAAUGAGGGAAAGACGAGGGACCGGGAUGAGUGACGUCAAAGAAUUCCAGCGUAGAGGUUUUCCAGCUUUAAUUUUCAGGGUGUAUGAGUCAGCUCAUAUAAAACUAAAAAUAUAUGAAUUUGUAUUGAGUAGAUUGGUUUUGAUAUUUUUUAAUGAAGAAAUUCAAAGAUGUCAUAUUAAACCACAGCUUCAAUCAUUGAUAGCUUAUUGAAUUGAUUUUCUUGUACUUGUCCUCAUUUUUGCCCAAUUUCAAUUCUUUGAAUUCCAGCUUUAUCGAAGUUCAGAUCGCAGUCAGGACACUGAAAUGUUAUCUUGCUGUUCGAUCCACACUGACCCACCCAAUUAGAAGCAUUUUUUUUAUUGUCCUACACACUCACUGCUUUUUUGGGAUGAUAGUCACAGUUUUAACUCCAUAGAAAGCCUGUACAUAUUUAAUUUGUUUCAGUAGUCAGCCACUUUCUAAUGAGGGACUCUUACAUGAAGAAGAGUAAUGCAUUUUGUUGUGGCUA
Messenger RNA from Paralichthys olivaceus (Japanese flounder), 2595 nucleotides. The record is from RefSeq and is a predicted model, not a curated record. Lineage: Eukaryota; Metazoa; Chordata; Actinopteri; Pleuronectiformes; Paralichthyidae.